Molecule: messenger RNA, 408 nt
Organism: Brugia pahangi
Lineage: Eukaryota; Metazoa; Nematoda; Chromadorea; Rhabditida; Onchocercidae
Source: the annotation of a GenBank genome assembly
AUGGUUGAUCCAUAUAGAAUGCGUCAUAGAAGGCGACCAAAAAAGGUUUGGGCACAGCAAAGUGAUAUUUAUACAGGGCUAGAAAAGUCCGAUCGUGAAUCACCUUCAUCGGAUGCAAUCAGCGAGAAUAUGAAAAGACGAAAAAAAAGAUCGGAUGAAUCCGAUAAUCCAUAUCGUCGACUUUAUUGUUCUACACCAUAUCAAUCAUCAAGCGAAUUUAUUGCACCACCAAUAGCUGGAGGGCCAUUACAAGUGCCUAGCAUUAUAUUUGAAAUCGAAGAAGAACCAACCAGGACGUGGUACUACUGUCGUUGGGCAAUUUAUUGGAUAUUAUGGUUUAUAGCAUCUAUUUUUGCUUAUUUUCUCAUUUUUCGACGAUAUUACUGUUCAAUUCUUAUGGAAUUUUAA